Molecule: messenger RNA, 2616 nt
Organism: Zasmidium cellare ATCC 36951
Lineage: Eukaryota; Fungi; Ascomycota; Dothideomycetes; Mycosphaerellales; Mycosphaerellaceae
Exons: 1
Coding region: 1-2616 (871 amino acids)
Biological process (GO): double-strand break repair; DNA double-strand break attachment to nuclear envelope
Cellular component (GO): nucleus; Cul8-RING ubiquitin ligase complex
Source: RefSeq, a predicted model, not a curated record
AUGGACGAAGACGCGAGCGGCGGUGCACUUUUCGAGGACGUUGUCUUCACACUGAUCCCUAGCGACGACUAUGACGACGAACAUGUCCAUGGCAUACGCGAAGGGCUGGAAACGAGCGGCGGACGAUUUGUGCCACUUCGCGCAAGCGAUCAAGAAAUCGACGGCAUCGAAAACAUCACGCACAUCAUAUCAACCCACAUUGAUUUCCCGCAAUACGAUCGCGCCGUCGAGCUUGGAAUUCACGUGGUGAAGCCAUCAUGGGUUUACACGAGUCUACGAAAGAGGAAGCAAGCGCAUCCACGCCAACACAGUCCCGAUCCCAGCCAGUAUUUCGGAGAGAUUAUCCUCACAUGUGCUGAGCUUCCAGAAGGAGAUGCCGAGGCCAUCAUAGCUGGUGUUGUCGCUUUGGGAGGCCAGCAUACAUACCCAUUGACCAAAUUGGUCACGCACAUCGUCACAACAGACCUGGACAAUGAAAAGUGUCGGAUUGCUCAAGACAAGGGACUGAAGGUCAAGAUUGUACUGCCUCAUUGGUUUGAUGACUGUCUGCGAUUGGGGAAGAAGAUCAGCGAGAAGCCGUAUGAAUUCCCUAAUCCAGAGAUUCUUCGCAAAGGAAACAAUGCGCAUGUCAGGCCCACUUCGUCCGCACAACUCGAAGGUGCAACAACAGCAUCUCCACCCGAGCUCCCCGAUUCAACACCACCGCCAAGCCCAACGGCAUCUCGCAAGUUCUUGAAUAUCUUCAUGUCCAAGAAGAUCUUCUUUGCUAAGGACCUCGAACUAUCGGACCGCUUGCACGAAACCUUGAUUAAGCUGAUCAACCAUGGAGGUGGCGUUCUUACUAAGGACGUGAGCCAGGCUGACUAUUAUAUCGGCUGCUACAGAGACGGCGAAGACUAUGUGGCUGCAUCGCGUGCUGGAAUCGACGUGGCGAGUCUGGCCUGGCUUUACCACGUCAUCAAUCGCAACAGAUACAGCAGCCCACGAUCGAAGCUGUUCCAUUAUCCAGUGCCAAGACAUGGUCUCAAGGGUUUCGAGAACUUGAAGAUCAGUCUCUCCAACUAUGGCGGUGAUGCUCGCACCUAUGUCGAGAACCUCAUUCGGGCUUGUGGCGCCGAGUACACCAAGACGAUGAAACAAGACAACACGCAUCUUGUCAGCGCUCACAAAACUGGUGAGAAAUGUGAGGCUGCGCAGGAAUGGAAUAUCGAACUCGUCAACCAUCUGUGGCUGGAAGAAAGCUAUGCGAAGUCAACGAUGCAGAGUAUGACGAACCCCAAAUUCCACUACUUCCCCACGAGGACCAAUCUUGGUGAGGUAGCGGGACAGACAGCUCUGGACAUGAAAAAGAUGGAGCAGCUUUUCUUCCCCAAACCACGCUCUCCUGUCAAGCCCAAGCAGUCACCACGCAAGCCAGUCCCGGCUUCGAGCGCCCUUACAGGCGAUGCGGCACCGACCGAUUACGAAGAGCCUGGCAUUCCUGUCACUGUCGCCGAGCCCGACGAAAUGGACGUCGACCAAGACCAGGGACCGAAGACAGUCAAGAAGAGUCGGGGCAGACCCUCUCGAUCAUCGAUGGCCACUCCACGCGCUGGCAUCGACGAUGAAAAAGAGAACGAGUCUCCUGCGCCCACAAGCACUGGCCGUGCAGCCAAGAACAAAGCCUUGAACACACUGCACACUCAGUCUGUUGACAUUGCUCUGUAUCAAAAGGAGUCGAAACGUAAAGGCGGUGUAAUUCAUGGUGGACGACGAGGCAGCCGCCCAGACGACGCAUCAUCCCCCGUACCAGCGCGGUCUUCUAGAAAGCGGCCGAGCGAGGAGUACGAUGUCACUGCUGAGGGUAGCGAUCUGAGCGAUGGCGAGACUCAGGAGCCUGCCGCUGCGAAAGAGACCAAGCAAAAGAAGAAGGCAAAGCAUGGUCCCUCGCCGACGUUGCCACCAAUAGAGUACAGGAUGAUGAUCACAGGUGAUAGCCGUUGGGCUGAGAACGACAAGAAGGAGUCUGCCGACAAGAACACCUUGCGAAGCUUGGGCGUGCUCUUGACCCAAGAUCCCAAGGACGUCGACAUACUGGUUGCACCGAAGAUCUUGCGAACGAAGAAAUUUGUCUGCGCACUUGCAUGUGCACCCCUGGUUGUCGACACCUCAUUUCUCGAUAUUGCGCUUAGUAAGAAGAAGCUCAUUGACGACCCUCCGAUGCUCAAAGACAAAGACGCAGAAGAGCGACUUGGCUUCACUCUGGCCGACGCCUUGGAGCGGGCCCAGAAGAGCAAGCGGAAGCUCUUCAAGAACUGGGCGAUCUGCGUGACGAAGGAGGUCAACGGAGGAUUCGACACCUACAAGGACAUCAUCGGGCUUAAUGGAGGCGAGGCCUUCAUGUAUACUGGUCGACCGAACAUGCGGUUCUCGGCUUCCCCAGAAGGUGCAAAUGAUGACUUCGACUACGUUUAUCUGGUAUCCGGAACAAGCCCGGCGGAGGUCGAGCUCUGGAAGAAGUUUCACGACGACAUCGAAUCUCGAGGCUUGCAAGCGAGAGUGGUAUCUUCGGACUGGGUGCUGAAUGCGGCGAUGGGCCAGCAGGUGCAGUUUCAAGAGAAGUGGUUGCUGUCAUAG